Messenger RNA from Eruca vesicaria subsp. sativa (arugula), 633 nucleotides. Lineage: Eukaryota; Viridiplantae; Streptophyta; Magnoliopsida; Brassicales; Brassicaceae. The record is from the annotation of a GenBank genome assembly.
AUUUUUUUACGCAAUGCUUCUUCCAUUUCUCUUUUCUUCUCUCCUUCUCCGUCUAUCUUCUCCGAUCAUGUCCCCUGAUCCCUGAUCGUCUCUAUCAUCUUCUCAUCAUUACUAUAACACAACCAAACUUAUCAUUGUUAUAUAUUCUCAGAAGAUUUAGAUCGAUUUUAUUAGUAAUAUAUAGAAUAAGCCGUAGAGAGAGAGAGAUAUGGAGAGUUCGUUAGGUUUCAUGGCGGUUUUUGCCGUCUCAGGAAGCGUGGUGUUCGUCGCGAGUCAGUUCCACAAGCGUCUCCUUUCGGAUUACUUGGACAAGUUCCAACUUGAAAUCCGAUCGCAGGAAAAUGUGGUGAUGAAGAAGAAGGUGAGAUUCGCCGCGGAUGUGGUGGAACCGUCAGGGAACAACAAAGAGUAUCGCCGGAGACACUCCUCCAAGGCUAAAUUCAAUAGGGAAUUGAAGAUGGCGGCAACGGUUUGAAGUUUUUUGUACAUAAUUAGUUAAAAUAUGUAAACUAUUCAUUGGGUUUUGUGAUUUGAUUUUCAUUAUUAACUAAUAAUUGCCAUUUUUACUAUUUUCUUCACGUUUUGGGGUUUUGCCUGUUAAUAUUUUGUUUGUGUAAAUACAAAAUGUUAUUG